AUGUUACUGUCGUUCGCUCAUUUAGUUUUGGUGUAUUCCGUCCUACUCUCAGGUCAGGUGGUCUUAAGUCAUCGCCUUUCACCUCAUGAUAUCCGCUCAAUAGAGCAAACGUUACAUUCAGUCGGCAAACGCGCACUCAACGGGUAUUAUGUGAUCGAUCAACAAGCGUCCAGCAAAUGGGGUUGUUCCGAGGAACAGAUUGUCGCCCUGGGACAGUUUGUAGACGAUGCCCACGCACUUGCUUUCAUGGCGUCGACUGUGCUCGGGCGAAAGCAUUCCGAGAAAUCUCCUGCGUAUGAUCUUUGGUUUGGCGAGGAAAACGCCAACGCCGACACGAGAGAUAGGAUAAAGACACUCAACUACGAAUCUGUCCAACAGUACUUGAAGCCGCCAAGUCCACAGAAUCGCAUCGACGACCUGUACUCUAAUAACCUCAGUCCGACGGGCCUAACGUACAUGUGCGCUCCCCAGGACCAUUCUAACUGUGUCGGGGAUCUGGUUGCCACUACGCACAACAAUGGUGAAGAUACAGUCACGGGAAACUUCAUCCUUUUGUGUGUUCCAUUCUGGGAGGCCGCGUCCCAGCAAGCGAUGUUGCGGGAGUGGAGGGAGGACAGGACUCUCAGUGUCUCUGGUGGAUUUGCGCUGUUGCAUGAGGCACAACACCUGAGCGCGAUCGUCAGCGAUUCGAGACGAUGCCAAGACGUUCUAGACCCAAAGAAAAGCGAUGACAGCAAAUGCUAUAGCUCGACUUGCUGUGCAGGACUCCCAGCUGCCGACAAAAUCAAGAACGCCCAGAACAUGGCGUUCUUUGCCCUGGAAGUCACAGCAGACCCCAGCAACGGCGAGGCAAAUUGGGAGGAAUCGUGUACUAUCAUGAAACGAGAUGCAGGCAGCUUGCUGCUGGGAGGACCGGAGGACCUCAUGGCCCGGGCCGCCGGUCACCGUCCUCACCUUGGGCUCGAGGGUAUCUUGCGUAGACAGAACAAGGCGUCUUCGACGCUCAGAACGGUGUGGCGGAACAGUACGAGCACGCACACAUCCGGAAAGACGACUUCAUCGAAACCACCACCUCGUUUCAUGACUCAGCCACCGGUAUCAGUGAGCGCUUCCUCCGGCGUUUCUUUCUCGAUGUCAUACUCUACCGCCCCGCCUCAGGUGGGCGAUGACGGCAAUGCCAUCGUGCCCAUUGUGCCGAUUCCUAUUCCUAUUCCUAUUCCUGUCCCUGUUCCGGUUCCUGUCCCUGGGGUUCCUCCGAUCCCCCCGAUUUUGCCUCCCUUCGGGGGCGGCGGCGGCGGCGGAGGAGGAGGAGGCGGAGGAGGAGACGAUCCAGGUGGCGGUGACGACGGUAACAACGAUGACAAAGAUGACAAAGAUGACAACGACGAUGACUCACAACCUACGCAAACAUCUGCUCCAACUACUACCGAGUCAUCGUCUCCGCCAGAAACCACAGAAAAGCCUUCACACGCAUCAUCAACAACAAGCUCCGACACCCUUCCAGAGCCUACAUGCUCGUCCAGACCACCGCUUCCACCGCUCGCCGACGGGGGUGACGCGUUUGUCGACAGAGACGGCCUCCCCCAAGAAUUCAUAGAUGAAUUGAUCGCCAAAGGAAGGAGCAGCAGCAGAGCCGCCACCUCGACGAAGCCCAUCGCGGCAAGCAGCACAAGAGCCAGGACAAUAGCCAGCACAACAGCACCAGCAGAGCCUUUGACUCCACCUCCGGCUUCAGCAGUCCAACCCGUUCCUUGUUACAACUUUGAUGCCAGGAAAUACGGGUACUGCUGCGCUACGUCAGACAACCCUUGUAAGAACGACCGUGAUGAUAGAUGUUGGUUUGGCGGAGAAGGUGUUUCUGGAGGGGCGAGUAACGUUUUGCCUAAUUUUGCGCGAUGCCCGCCUCCUCGGGGUGCCCGAUACCGGGUGCCGAUAAUUGCAGAGCCCGAUGCGGAAGUUGAGAGCUGGCGCUGA
Colletotrichum higginsianum IMI 349063 is the source of this 1974-nucleotide messenger RNA. Its product is annotated as Alpha-tubulin suppressor and related rcc1 domain-containing protein. Lineage: Eukaryota; Fungi; Ascomycota; Sordariomycetes; Glomerellales; Glomerellaceae. Gene Ontology annotation, molecular function: metallopeptidase activity. Bases 1 to 1974 code for a protein of 657 amino acids. The record is from RefSeq and is a predicted model, not a curated record. The transcript is spliced from 3 exons.